Messenger RNA from Eriocheir sinensis (Chinese mitten crab), 787 nucleotides. RefSeq lists its product as uncharacterized. The coding region runs from base 120 to 671 and encodes 183 amino acids. The record is from RefSeq and is a predicted model, not a curated record. NCBI's taxonomy places the organism in Eukaryota, Metazoa, Arthropoda, Malacostraca, Decapoda, Varunidae. The transcript is spliced from 3 exons.
CACCAAGGCAUUCACAAUCCGGGCCUUCCUCCUGCCAGGUAUGAUGUCACGGGGCUGCGGGGGUCUCGUCGCUUCUGUACCCCUCACCUCACUCCGCCUCAGGCUGUCGCAGACUCAACAUGCCUCCUCCCACACCACGCCGGCGCUCCCCAAUGUUGUUAGGAUGGUCUUCCCUGCUGCUUGCCAGUGUGUCCUGCACCGCGGCAGACUCUGAGGGUAACGCCAAGACUCACGACCUCAAGGAACAGUUUGUGCCGCCUCACUCACAUGAAGCUCCUUAUGCAGCAGAUUAUCGGGAAAAAUAUCAUUGGCCUCCAAGGAAAGUGACAACGGAUGAAAAACGAACAGUAGAUCACGAAGAAAUUGAACCAGAGAUAAAAGCAAAGAAUACAUUACAAAAAAUCGAGGAGAGGAUUCUUGAAAGAGGUGGAGACAAAGUGGAUGGCGGCAGACUAGAGAAGCGAGGCUCUUUCGUUCCAGCGCUCCGGAAGGCGCCGCUGGUGGUGCAAGUGUUUGCUCUCCUGCAGCUGAGUAUCUCCUUGGCGGCUCUUGGCGUUAGCGUCAUCCAAGGAUCGAAAAUUCUGUUCCCAAGUCUUGGAGUCAGCGAUGCCUGGCACACGGAGAGCGACCCUUAUGCAUCCGCCUCCCGCCACCCCCGCCUGCCCGAGUGAGGGCCAGGCACACACUUGCUCCCCGCUCCUGUAAAGACAUCCUUGGCAUGGUCGGCUGGUUGCAGUUCUCAUUUUGUGUGUAUGUAAAGAUGCAUGUAUAUUGACUGAAAUAAAGU